CAGUGCUGCGUUCGCUCGCUCAGCCCACCUCUCAAGCAUGCCGGAGUACGGCCUAGGAAUCCGUCCAUACAUUCAUAUAUACAUCCAUACCUCCCACAAGCAAGCCUCCGUCUUACCCAUUUCGAAAGCGGCCUACUCCUCUCUUCUAACUUUACCAACUAGGUACCUAACCAAGCAUUCCUAACCAACUCAAUUGCCCUUCAACUGGUGCAGCCGCCCAUCCUCCCGACAAUCCGCUCGCUACCUACCCCGACAUCACCUACUAGUAGCCAACCAGACCGCUCUGGCGCGAAUUAACGGCAGCCCUACCAACCUAAGCACCUAGAGCUCUUCAAAAACAAACAACUUGAAAAAGCAUUAAAAUGGCACACUCACUCAAGGGACCAACGCCACAAGAGCACGACGGUAGCGGCCUACGCAUCGGCAUCGUGCACGCGCGCUGGAACACCACCAUCAUCGAGCCUCUAGUCAAGGGCACCAAAGACAAGCUGCUCGGCCUCGGCGUCAAGGAGUCCAACAUCGUCGUACAAUCCGUCCCCGGCUCAUGGGAGCUUCCCAUCGCCGUCCAGCGCAUGUACGCCGCCUCGCAGAUCCAACAAUCCAGCAGCGGCAGCUCCUCAGCGGGCGACCUGCUCGGCGGGUCAACAACCGACCUAACCUCACUCCCGAACCCAUCGUCAACGCAGCCCUUCGACGCCAUCAUCGCCAUCGGCGUGCUGAUCAAAGGCGAGACCAUGCACUUCGAGUACAUCGCAGAUGCCGUAUCGCAGGGUCUAAUGCGCGUCGGUCUGGACCUCGGGAUCCCGGUUAUUUUCGGCGUGCUGACCGUCCUCGACGAGACGCAGGCGAAGGCCCGCGCGGGCCUCACCCCGGACGGCCACAACCACGGCGAGGACUGGGGUUCCGCUGCCGUCGAGCUGGGUGUCAAGCGCGGCGCCUGGGCUCGGGGAAAGAUCGAGUAAGGCUGUUGAUGUGUCUAGGAGGUAGUUAGGGAAUGCUUGAAUGCCAACGGUAAAAUAAAACAAAAUAAAUAAAAGGAAUGAAAAUAGCUGGAGGUAAAUACGAAAGGCAGUAAAAAGAAGAAAAGAUGCAAAAAAUCAGGCAGGGUACGGGUUGCUUGGCUAGGUAGUCGGAUGGUCUGUGUAAAGCUGGGACAACGCCGCGAAGAUGCAUGACAGGUCCGUAGGGAGGGUGGGUGAAGGGUAGCUAAACUCGUAGGCUGCCCGAAUAACAUGAACGAAAGCUAUUGCGUUGAAUCUAUAGCAAAUAUAAGAAAACAAUUGUG
Messenger RNA from Annulohypoxylon maeteangense, 1285 nucleotides. Its product is annotated as 6,7-dimethyl-8-ribityllumazine synthase. Gene Ontology annotation, cellular component: riboflavin synthase complex; mitochondrial intermembrane space; intracellular anatomical structure. Lineage: Eukaryota; Fungi; Ascomycota; Sordariomycetes; Xylariales; Hypoxylaceae. Gene Ontology annotation, biological process: riboflavin biosynthetic process. The coding region runs from base 363 to 962 and encodes 199 amino acids. The transcript is spliced from 2 exons. The record is from RefSeq and is a predicted model, not a curated record. Gene Ontology annotation, molecular function: 6,7-dimethyl-8-ribityllumazine synthase activity.